This is a messenger RNA of Leptonychotes weddellii (Weddell seal), 2584 nucleotides long. NCBI's taxonomy places the organism in Eukaryota, Metazoa, Chordata, Mammalia, Carnivora, Phocidae. The record is from RefSeq and is a predicted model, not a curated record.
AUGGUGAAUGUUUCUGAGUUGGCUUUGUUUCAUUUAACAUUAAAUAUAGAAAUAUUUUCUUUGUUUCCAUAUUGCUUUCACAACUUUUAAUGGCUUCCUAAUAUUCCAUUGGAUGAAUAUAAUAACUUUUCCUUUUUUAAAAUUUGUUUUUGUCCUUGGCCUUUUCUGUAAAAUAGAUAAUGCUGUAGUAAACCUCUUUGUACAUCUAGCUGGAUAUCUUUGGUUAGAUCACUUUCUUAAGCUAUAUUCCCCAAAAUGAUGCUGCCCUUGUUGAUGGGGAGGUUUGCACACCUUGCCUGUAUUCAUUCAGUCCAGACUCCCAACCACACUAAAAGGUAGAUGCUAUUACCCUCAUUUUACAGAUGGGUAACCAAAAGCACAGAGAGAGAAAUUAACUUGCUUAAGUCACAGAGCCAAGAAGUUGUGUUAUUGGGACUAUAGCCAAGGUAAUCUGGGUCUUCCAAGGUCCCUGUCCAUAGCCGCUCUUGUGUAUUGGGAGCAAACUUGUCUUUCUGGGUGAGGUCAGCUUAUGGAAGAGUGCAAGACAUGCCUACAGUGCCCGAGGAGGUCGACCAUGCUUUCCUUGGCUCCCAAAGUACGAGGUUCUAUGUAGGCCACUGAGCAUAUGGCUCUUUGAGGCAGAUCAAAUCUGCUGCUGGUAAAUUGCCUGGCGCUGCAAAUGAACUCUUUCCAGGGGAACAUGCCACGGUUUGCGUAAAGAGCCACAUUGCCAAAGUACCGCAUGCAGUGAGAUCCUCUGAAACUUGUCCUGGAUCUCCAAAUGGCCUUGCAUUUUUGUUCUGAUAUUAUUUUUAAAUACAUGCACCUGCAGGAAUGCACACUUAUGUCUCUGGGGACAGUGGCCUUUUCUGCCAGCUCUGAAGUUCUAGGGAUGGUCAUUGUCACUUUCUGUGUGUUUGCUCCAGGUGGACUCAGCAGUUUUAAGCAGAACCAUGAAAACCUCUGUGACAACUCCCUCCAGCUCCAAGAAUGCCGAGAGGUGGGGAGCGGUGCAUCUGCAGCCUCGAGCAUGCUACCUCAGUCCAUCCCCACCACCCCUGACAUCGAGAAUGCAGAGCUGACGCCCAUCUUGCCCUUCCUGUUCCUUGGCAAUGAGCAGGAUGCUCAGGACCUGGACACGAUGCAGCGGCUGAACAUCGGCUACGUCAUCAAUGUCACCACUCACCUGCCCCUCUACCACUAUGAGAAAGGCCUGUUCAACUACAAGAGGCUGCCGGCUACUGACAGUAACAAGCAGAACCUGCGGCAAUACUUUGAAGAGGCAUUUGAGUUCAUCGAGGAAGCUCACCAGUGUGGGAAAGGGCUUCUCAUCCAUUGCCAGGCGGGGGUGUCCCGUUCUGCCACCAUCGUCAUCGCGUACUUGAUGAAGCACACUCGGAUGACCAUGACUGAUGCUUAUAAAUUUGUCAAAGGCAAACGACCAAUUAUUUCCCCAAAUCUUAACUUCAUGGGGCAAUUACUGGAGUUUGAGGAAGACCUGAACAACGGUGUGACACCACGAAUCCUUACACCAAAGCUGAUGGGCGUGGAAACGGUCGUCUGACAAAAGUCUGGAUGGAAAGGAUUACUCGUCUCCAUUAAGAGACGAAGAGAAAGAAGGAUGGAUUCUUUCUUUUUUUCCUUUUUCUUUCUUCUUCUUUUUUUUAGAUGGGGGUAAAGUUUGUGAAUGGAAACAAAACUUGUUUAAAAACUUCUUAUUUUUCACAAGUGUGAGAAGAAUUUAUCUUUUGAUGCCGUUGAGAUUUCCUUCCCAUGAACUGAUAAAGCAGGGAGGCUAAAGGAGUAAUUUUUUUAAGCCAACAAUAAAAAUAUAAUAAAACUUGUUUCUUCCCCUUUUCCUUUUAAGCUAUUUGUAGAGUUUAUGAUUAAAUAGUCUGUGCAGGUUCAUAGACCGAAGAUACUACAACUUACACAAGUUAAAAAGAACCAAAAGUAAGAGACAGAAAAGACAUUGAAUCACGAAGGCCCAAGAGCUGCCUGGGCUGUCCACACAGGAAACAAAAACCCAACCCAACCAAGCCCUGUUGUACUCACUGGUGCAAAGAGAAAAUCAGGGCAGCUUAAGUGGUCUAAGAACCCUUCACAUUCUUUAAAGAGACAAAAGAUACUGUUGAUUUUGUGUGUUUCAUACUCGGGAUUAUUUUCCCCCCCCUCUGGGUUUAAGAGAUUUUUUUUUGAAAUAGCGAGGAACUGACCAUUAUACCAUAUGCCUUCACUGGCUUCUUGUGCAAUAAUACGGUGUUUUGAGUGUGCAAACAAGUUAGAGCUGGCAGCCGAAUAAUAGGCAAAUAGUGCAAAUUUGCCAGCUUGGAGAUCGAAAGGAAUUCAAUAAAAAUCAAUUACUUUCCUUCCCACCUUUUUCCUUUAAUUUUUUUUUUUUUUGAUUUGAUUCUGGUUACAGUGCCAUAAACCUUGUUACAUAUGUACAUCAGACUGUAAAAAAAAAAAAAAAGACAAAAAUUUAUUUAAAAAUAUUUUUCGCAGAAAAAAAAAAACCAACUUGAUGUGUUUCUGUUGAUUGUGUAAAAAUUUAUUUUCAUUAUAUAAAUGAAACUCAUUUUGG